Molecule: messenger RNA, 1322 nt
Organism: Cataglyphis hispanica
Lineage: Eukaryota; Metazoa; Arthropoda; Insecta; Hymenoptera; Formicidae
Gene: Ccs
Product: copper chaperone for superoxide dismutase
Exons: 6
Coding region: 287-1108 (273 amino acids)
Biological process (GO): removal of superoxide radicals
Molecular function (GO): copper ion binding
Source: RefSeq, a predicted model, not a curated record
UUUUAUGACAUUAGACAUUACGUGUGAUAUGACACGAAUAUAAUACGUCUAUGAAUUUUACGAGGAAAGUAGAAGAAAAAAGACAAAAAAGAUAAUGUGACGUUUGAAAUUAAUAAAUGUCAUUGUCUACAUACAUGUCCUGAUCACAUUUAGAUCGGACGUGACCAUUAAGACUAUUGUCUUACUAAAAAAAAAAUGUACUACUAAAAAAAAAAUCCAGCCACAUGCAACCGGCACACGACGGUGUAAAUUUAUGCUUAUCAUGUUGAUAUAACUACGUGUACAAAUGGCUUUGGCAAAAAUCGAGUUUGCGGUACAUAUGACAUGCGAGAAAUGUGUCGAUGCAAUUUCCAAGAGUGUGGCAGAUCUGAAGGGUAUCCGAAAUAUUGAUAUAUCAUUGGAACGUGGUACUGUUAUCGUUGAAACGGAUCUACCUUAUUCUAUCAUACAAGAAAGAAUCGAACAAACUGGAAGGCAGGCAGUGCUAAAAGGAUAUGGAGAUGGAUUAAGCGCUGUAUCAAUGCUGGGUGGGAACUCAGGAUACAGCGUAGGUGAUUUGAUCAAAGGUGUAAUAAGAUUUGCACAAACUCCAGAGGGAUGUAUUAUAGAUGGUACAGUUGAUGGAUUAACUCCAGGAGAACAUGGUAUACACAUACAUGAAUGUGGUGAUAUAUCUAGUGGUUGUGAUAGCAUAGGUGAGCACUUUAAUCCAAAUAAUUCUCCACAUGGUGCUCCUGAAAAUGAUCUGUCUCAGAGGCAUAUUGGUGAUCUUGGUAAUAUCUUAGCAGACACUACAGGCCGAGCUACUUUUCGGAAGAUAGAUAGAUACCUUAAAAUAUCUGACAUAAUUGGUAGAUCACUCAGUAUUACCAAUGACUCGGAUGAUUUGGGAAGAGGUGACAAUCCAGAAUCCAAAAUAAAUGGAAACAGUGGAAAUAGGCUGGCUUGCGGCAUUAUAGCCAGAUCUUCUGGAUUAUUACAAAAUACGAAAAAAAUUUGUGCAUGUGAUGGUCUUACAAUAUGGGACGAAAGAGAUCAGGCGCUUGCAAAUAAUCAUGGUACCAAAAAUUAUAUAGAGUUGAAUGAGAAAAUAUGCACAGUAAUUUGAAUAUCCCAGAAAAAAAAGAGAAAAAUCGUUUCUGGAAAUUUAGUUAUACAUCAAAAUUAUAUACUGUUAAUUUAUAUACUGUUAAUUGCUAGUUUUAGAAAACUUAUUAUAUUAAUAACAUUUAAUAAAUUACAAAUUUUUUCUGUAGUUUUUAUAAAACUUGAUUUUACAUAUUUAAAUUAUUACUUAAGAAUAAAAAUUUCCUAACUAAUAA